AUGGAGUCCGAUCCGAACAUCGGGCUGUUCGUCAACUCUCGCAGAGGUGUGGUGAGAGUAGGAUUGCUUUACGCAGACCAGCCACUGGGGAAAUCGGAUACCUUUGACAGCUUCCUGUCGCUUCCAAGCCUAUUGCAGACGAUGCUUUCGACGACAAAUGGCACAUUGGCAUCGCUCGUGCAAACUUUGGAUAAAUUCCAUCCACCGGAUGACGGAAAACGUGCAGUCACCACCUUGAGCGCCAAAGCCUCUUAUGAUUUGUAUGCAGAUAUCCACCGAUCAUGGCAGGAUAGGGUCAGCGGCCUUGCUGAGAGUGUUGAUUUGCACUUCACUAUCCAGCCUAUUGGUACUGCCUGCGUGCAAGCAGGCCAAGAUCAUGGUGGAAAUAUUCUGGGACUGGAGAAAGUUCCACAAUGCUGGUUUGUCUUCACUGCUGAGUGGCUUUCAGAUGAGCAUGACACAGAUGUCAACAAGGCACGUGCUGAUAUCACGGAGAAAGCGCACAAGCUUGCCUCGGAAAGUGGAUUAAUUUUGUCAUUCCAAUGUUUGAACCUUGCCCACGCCUCGCAGAAAGCGCUGGGCAGCUAA
This is a messenger RNA of Pestalotiopsis fici W106-1, 588 nucleotides long. RefSeq lists its product as uncharacterized. The coding region runs from base 1 to 588 and encodes 195 amino acids. Lineage: Eukaryota; Fungi; Ascomycota; Sordariomycetes; Amphisphaeriales; Sporocadaceae. The transcript has 3 exons. The record is from RefSeq and is a predicted model, not a curated record.